AAGAGCAUGGACCCCCUCAAAUGGCGCCUCCUCCCGAUUCUCGUCCUGCUCGUCUCCUUCCUCGUCCUCCUCCUCCAAAACCCUUCCGAGAGAUUGGAUAGCGCUUGUAGCCUCCUCCCCUACGAUCAUUACUGGAUUACUAGCAAGCGCAUCGUUACCCCUCGAGGUGUUACUCCGGGCGCAGUGGAGGUGAAAGGAGGGCGGAUUAGUGCCGUGACCGAAGGGGAUUAUCAGCAUUGGGUGCUCUCCAGUAACCGUGUCGUCGAUUACGGCGAAGCGGUUGUCAUGCCCGGUUUGAUUGAUGUGCAUGCACAUCUCGAUGAGCCCGGAAGGGUUGAGUGGGAAGGAUUCUCUACUGGCACUAAGGCAGCAGCAGCAGGUGGCAUAACCACGUUGAUCGACAUGCCCCUUAAUAGUUUUCCUUCGACUGUGUCAGAAGAAACACUCGAGUUAAAGGUCAAGGCAGCUGAGAAGAAAAUUUAUGUUGAUGUGGGAUUCUGGGGUGGCCUGGUACCAGACAACGCGUUUGACACAAUUGCUUUGGACCGUCUUCUUAGGGCUGGUGCACUUGGUCUAAAGUCUUUUAUGUGCCCAUCAGGUAUUAAUGAUUUUCCGAUGACAAAUUCAACCCAUAUAAAGGAGGGGUUGAACGUCUUGGCAAAGUACAAGAGGCCCUUGCUUGUCCAUGCUGAGGUUGUCUUGGAUUCUGAGAGCAACACUGAACUUACUUCUGUUGAUAGUUUGGACCCACGAUCCUAUGCCACGUAUCUUAAGACUAGGCCACCGUCAUGGGAGGAAGCAGCCAUUAAAGAGUUGCAAGCUGCAAUGAAGGAGACAGAGAUUGGCGGUCGUGCUGAAGGAGCUCAUAUCCAUAUUGUCCACUUGUCAGAUGCCGAAACAUCUCUAGAUCUUAUUAAGGAUGCAAAAAGCAGAGGUGCUAGUGUAACCGUGGAGACCUGUCCCCAUUACCUGGCUUUUGCAGCUGAAGAAAUUCCAGAUGGGGAUACUCGUUUUAAAUGUGCUCCACCUAUACGCGAUGCAGCUAAUAGGCAGCAAUUAUGGGAAGCUUUGCUGGAGGGGCAUAUUGAUAUGUUGAGUUCCGAUCAUUCACCGUCGGUACCAGAUCUAAAACUCUUUGAUGAAGGCGACUUUCUGAGAGCGUGGGGUGGCAUAUCAUCUUUGCAGUUUGUUCUCCCUGUAACAUGGUCUUAUGGACAGAAAUUUGGAAUUACUUUGAGUCAAUUAGUUUUGUGGUGGAGCGAAAGGCCAGCUAAACUUGCAGGCCAACAACACAAGGGAGCCAUCAUACCAGGGAACGAUGCUGAUUUUGUUGUGUGGAAACCUGAUGUGGAGUUUGACCUCAACGAAAACCAUACUAUAUACCAUAAACAUCCAAAUAUUUCUGCAUACGUUGGCAAAAGGUUAUCUGGAAAGGUGUUGGCAACUUUUGUAAGAGGGAAUCUUGUAUAUACCGAAGGAAAGCAUGCCCCAGCAGCAUGUGGUGUUCCGAUCCUUGCUAAGUCCUACGAUACAAGUGGGAUAUUCGUCUUUCCCUCCAAACGAACGGAUAAGGCAACGGUAGCUAUUUGUAUGUAUACAGCAGGAAAAGAGUCCUUCCUCAUGGGAGCCUCUCACUGCUUCCUCCUCCCAAGAGGAAAAACCCCGACUCUCCUCUCCUCCAUCGACGCCAUACCCAUCUCCACCUCCCCCGAACCUGGGGUUUCAACCCGCAUCGUCCUCUCUAGGGUUAGCUUUUCAAAGCUCUUUCGGGAGAAACCCCGCGCCCUCCGCCUUAAAGCUAGGGCUACUGUGACACGAAUCCCGGAGACCGCCGACUCUAGGGUUUCCGAGGAGCUCAGGAGGGAGACGGAGGAGUCCCUGCAAUGGCGCUCCGUGUGCUCCCAGGUCGCCGCGUUCGCCUCCACCAGCGCGGGGCGCGCCAUGUGCGAGAGCGGGGAGCUCCCGGUCGGAGCAGACCGGGAGGAGAGUGAGAGGCUCUUGGACCAGACGGCUGCCGCCGUGCUGCUUCCGGAGCCGUUGGAUUUCUCCGGUGUUGAUGAUGUGUCGGAGAUCGUGAGGUCGGCGGUGGCUGGGGAGUUGCUCACCGUCCGGGAGCUUUGCGCCGUCGAGCGGAGCCUUCGGGCCGCAGGAAGGGUUUUUGAGCAGCUGAAGCAAGUUUCCGGCGAUUCCGACAGGCACUCUCCUCUUCUUUGCAUAUUUCAAGAUUGUUAUUUUCUGACAGAACAGGCUCAGAAUAUAGAAUUUUGUGUUGAUUGUACUCUCUCUAUAGUUCUCGAUCGGGCCAGUAAGAAGUUGGCGUCAAUAAGGAUGGAUAGGAAGCUAAACAUGGAGAAACUGGAUUCUCUAUUGAAAGAGGUGUCGAUUAGGGUUUUCCAGGCCGGCGGUAUCGAUAGCCCAUUGAUCACUAAGCGCCGGUCUAGAAUGUGUGUUGGUGUUAAAGCUUCGCACAAAUCUCUUCUUCCUGAGGGAAUUGUUUUGAGUUCCAGCAGCUCGGGCAUGACGUACUUCAUGGAGCCAAGAGAUGCGGUUGACCUGAACAACAUGGAAGUGAAGCUCUUGAGUGAUGAGAAAGCUGAGGAGAUUGCUAUUUUGGGCUUUCUAACCUCACAAAUAGCUGGCUCGGAAGGAGAGAUUAAGCAUUUGAUGAACAAGAUUGUAGAGUUGGACCUUGCUUCUGCUAGAGGUGCAUAUUCUUUGUGGAUUCAUGGUGUGCGGCCGACUUUUACGAGGGAAAAUGAGAAUUUGUCAGUUGAUAUUGAAGGUAUUCAGCAUCCUGUGCUCCUUGAACCUUCCCUCAAAAGGCUGAAAAUGGUAAAAUCAAGUGAAACAGUGGAAGAUUCUUCAGAAUUUCCCAUUGGGGAACCUCCUGUUCCCCUGGAUAUAAAAAUAGGGCAUGCCACAAAGGUGGUCGUCAUCUCUGGACCUAAUACUGGAGGGAAAACUGCUACUAUGAAAACCUUGGGCUUGGCCUCUCUUAUGUCAAAGGCUGGACUUUUUUUGCCUGCUAAGUCUACGCCCUCACUUCCAUGGUUUGGUCAGGUUCUUGCUGAUAUUGGUGAUCACCAGUCCUUGGAGCAUAGCCUCUCUACCUUUAGUGGGCACAUUUCACGACUCCGCAAAAUAAUCAACGUUGUUUCGAAAGAAUCGCUUGUUCUGGUUGAUGAGAUUGGCAGCGGCACAGACCCUUCAGAAGGUGUGGCUCUUUCCACCAGCAUUUUGCAGUAUCUUUGUGAUCGCGUUGGUCUAGCCAUUGUGACUACUCAUUAUGCUGAUUUGAGUCGUCUUAAAGCUGUUGAUUCUCGGUUUGAGAAUGCUGCAAUGGAGUUUUGUACGGAAACCUUGCAGCCUACGUAUAGAAUAUUGUGGGGGAGUACUGGUAGUUCUAAUGCUCUGAGUGUUGCUAAGUCAAUUGGGUUUGAUCAGAAAGUGCUUGACCGCGCACAAGAAUGGGUUGAGAUGCUAAUGCCUGAUAAACAAAAGGAACGGCAGGGUUUGCUGUAUCAGUCUCUGUUGGAAGAAAGGAGCCGCCUAGAAUAUCAAGCAAAAAAAGCUGCUUCUGUUCUUUCAGAUGUUAAGAAACUUUAUUUCGAGAUUCAUUCUGAGGCUGAGGAUCUUGAUAAGCGGGAGGUGGCCCUAAAGGCGAAAGAAACUCAAUUAAUACAACAGGAACUAAAGGUUGUGAAGUCUCAAAUGGACUCCAUAGUAAAGAACUUUGAGAAUCGACUCCAGAAUGCAACUCCUGAUCAAUUUAAUUCAAUAAUGAGAGAAGCAGAAGCGGCUAUUGCCUCUUUGGUUGCAGCUCGCACUCCAACAGAUGAUAUGUUUGAUGAAGGAACAGAGAAUCAGAAUUCCUAUGUCCCUCAAAUUGGAGAUAAAGUAUAUGUUAAAGGAUUAGGAGGUAAGUUGGCUACAGUCGUUGAAGAACCUGGAGAAGAUGGUGUUACUAUGGUUCGGUAUGGAAAAAUAAAGGUUCGUGUGAAGAAAAAUGACAUGAAAUUGUUCCAAAGAACCAUGAAGGAUAUGGCAGUGACUACAUCUCGACUUAUAAAAGCACAGGAGCAAAAGAAGUAUCCGAGGAGACCAUCCAUGGAGGCAAAGGAAAAUGAAGAGGAGGCUUCUUUCGGGCCGGCCGUGCGGACAUCGAAGAACACAGUCGAUCUGCGGGGCAUGCGGGUCGAAGAAGCAUCACAUCACCUUCAAAUGGCGAUAUCGGGGAGCAGAUCUCGCCAGGUUCUCUUUGUUGUUCAUGGGAUGGGUAGCGGCGCCGUGAAGGCGAGUGCCCUAAACAUUCUUCGAAAUCAUCCUCGAGUGGCCAAGUUUGAAGAGGAAAGCCCCAUGAACUACGGGUGCACCAUUGCUUAUAUCAAAUGAUUAUUCUUUCAUUUGAUUUUACUUUUUUCUUUUGUUUCUCAAAUCAAUACCUACAAUGUCAAGAUGUGUAUUCUAGCCAUUUCGAUUUUCAGGUGUAAAAAGAUUGCAGCUGGAGAUUUAGAUUUAUCUCGUUCAGCAGAUCCGGGCCAUCAUACGAUAGAGCAUAAAAAUUUGCAUCUGUGCCUUCUAAGUAGUCCAUACCAUAAUUGCAUUUAUGCCCUCCAAGUGGGAUCAUUUUCAUAGUAAACAUUCAGAGCCUGCUUGUUUCCGUGAUUCGUGGUCGUCGAUCAUGUUCUUCCUAAACUCUCAAUUUCUUAGGAAAGAUCAAAGCCCCAUCAUUUUUAGUGCAGUACAACUUUUUUUUUUUUUUUUUCCUUUUGUAAAUACAAAUGGAUGUGGUUUUAGGGGUAUAAUAGAAACAAAAUCUUUCUUAUUUAUCUGGAAGCUCGUUUUGUUUUGUCAGUUGUAAACGUAAAACCACUUUCUAUUCUAUCCUAUUCUUGAAAUUACAUUACAGCUGGCGAUUAUUACAUUAUAUAUGAUCAUAAUUCGUCGCCAGUAAAAGAUACGACGGUUGCUUCUUUUUCCACUCUGUUUCCACCCAAUUCCACCGCGAUCUCCACCGCACAAAUGCAAACCAAACCCCCCAAAUCGCCCGCCACGUGUCCCUUCCGUUUCCCUCUAAAUCGCGCCAAAAGCGGGAGACCCCCUCUUAAAAAGGGGCGAACCCCCCCCUCUCUCUCUCUCUCAUUUGAAAAGAGGAAUCGAUCGAAGCGAGGGGAGAGAGAGAGAGAGAGAGAGAGAGAGCGCUUUAGCCCUAACCCUAACCCUAGGGGGAGCUUGGUUAGGGAACGAUGGGGGACUUGGAGAAGCAGUUGAAGGAGAAGGCGAAGGAGUUGAAGAAGCUGCUGAAGAAGGGGAUGAAGGUGGUGGGCCCGCCGUGCAAGAGGGGGAUGAAGGUGGUGGGGGCUUCGUGCAAGAAGGGCUGGUACAAGGUUCGCAAACACCUCAAAGCCUAAAGAGAUUUAUUUUUAUAUUUAUUCUUAUUUUUAUUUAGGAUUCUCUCUCUCUCAUUUGUGUUUCUCUCUCUCUCUCUCUCUCUCUCGCACAAACUCUCAAUCUCGAUGUAUUGAUCUCUUUCUCCGAUUUGAUAUACUGGGAUUUUUUGUGAUGGGUGUUUCUUUGUCGGAGAUUGGAUCGUGGUUCAUUGCUAGUUAAUUGGUUUACUAAUUUUAGAAUCUUAUCGACA
Ananas comosus (pineapple) is the source of this 5641-nucleotide messenger RNA. Its product is annotated as endonuclease MutS2-like. Gene Ontology annotation, cellular component: cytoplasm. Gene Ontology annotation, biological process: mismatch repair; purine nucleobase catabolic process; allantoin catabolic process. Gene Ontology annotation, molecular function: ATP binding; cobalt ion binding; allantoinase activity. Lineage: Eukaryota; Viridiplantae; Streptophyta; Magnoliopsida; Poales; Bromeliaceae. The record is from RefSeq and is a predicted model, not a curated record.